Aspergillus calidoustus is the source of this 696-nucleotide messenger RNA. Lineage: Eukaryota; Fungi; Ascomycota; Eurotiomycetes; Eurotiales; Aspergillaceae. The record is from the annotation of a GenBank genome assembly.
AUGCUCUCCGCCGGCACCUCCCAAAAUGCAGCCGUAGACUCGUCUCGCAGCAAAGCCUCCCGCAACCACACCGCACCCUCAGCAUCAGCGCCAACAAUGCGCCCCGAACAAGCCUCAGUCGCCCCCGAAUUCCUCCAACACAUCUGGGUUGUCACCGGUCCAGCCGGCAGCGGCAAAAGUACCGUCGGGCGUUAUCUCCAGCAGGAAUUGGGCGUGCCGUUUAUUGAGGGUGAUGAUUACCACCCGAUAUCCAACAAAGAAAAAAUGUCCGCCGGCAUCCCCCUCACAGACGCAGACCGCUGGGAUUGGCUCAUCGCCCUACGCUCCGCAGCAACAACGCUCCUAUCAACAGCCAGCGCCGGAAACGCCUCACCCCCCGCCGGCGUCGUCGUCGCCUGCAGCGCGCUCAAGAAGAAAUACCGGGAUGUAAUGCGCGUUGCCGCGUACGGGUCACCGAACGUGCGCAUUCAUUUCGUGUACCUGAAACUCGAUCCCGCCGUCCUAUACCAGCGGGUCUCGGCCAGGCAGGCGCAUUAUAUGAAGCCUGGUAUGGUGGAGAGUCAGUUGAGGGACUUGGAGGAGCCUGGGGUGGGCGAGUGGGAUGCGCUUACUGUUGACGUUAGGGGGACGAUGGGGGAUGUGCAGAGGGAGGUCAUGAGUGUUGUUGGCGGGGAGUUGGCGGGGUUCAGGCCUUAG